AUGCCUCCUCUCUCAAUUCGAGUUUCAGGUCAGGCGACCAUCACUCGCCACCCAGAACGGGCCGUCUUGAGAGUCUCGAUUAACGCAAGUGGUGGUGAAAAAGAUAGCGUCUCCACCGAGGGAAGCCGCCUGCAUGAUGAAUUGAACGCGCUUUUCAAGGAGCUGUCACCCAAAACCAAGUAUGGCACGGCCACUACCGAUGCACCGGUAACGGAGUUCUCAUCGACCAUACUCCAUGUCUGGACCCAAGAGCCCGCAAUUGAUGAGCGAAAACCUGCAACUUGCGUCAAUUGUGCAACCUCCACAUUCCAGGUGACAUUCCGCGAUUUUGGUAAAUUGGAUGAAAUAGCCAAAAAGCUGGACGCAUAUCCGAGCGUCGAGGUCGAGUCUAUCGAGUGGCACUUGACGGAGAGUACUGAGAAGGCGUUAGAGUAUGAUGCUCGCAAGCAGGCUAUGAGAAACGCUAUCCUUCGCGCCGAGGACUACGCCGAAGUUAUCGGGCGGAAAGUGGUUCCUGUGGAAGUUGACGAUACUAUUCAGGCCCACCAGGGCCAAAACAGAUAUUUGCGACCGGUGGCCAUGGAAUAUCGUGAGCGAGAACGAGAACUAUACCCCGGAUGGACUCCUAAGGCAGGCGGCGGUGGCAUUGAUCCGACACCACGCGACAUUCGUCUUAUAAGCUCUCAAGUAUCUGUCAAAUUCGAGGCAGUGGACUAG
Molecule: messenger RNA, 717 nt
Organism: Penicillium pulvis
Lineage: Eukaryota; Fungi; Ascomycota; Eurotiomycetes; Eurotiales; Aspergillaceae
Product: SIMPL domain-containing protein
Exons: 1
Coding region: 1-717 (238 amino acids)
Source: RefSeq, a predicted model, not a curated record